UCUCACCUCUGCCCAGGUAGAUCAAACACAACUUCAACCGCAGAAAUAAGAGCUAAACUCUACCGCGCGCUUCCUUCGCGCUCUCCACCCAGCGCAUGCGCAAACACACACAGAGAGAGAGAGAGAGAGAGAGAGAGAGGUCUCUCUUGUGAAACGCAGAGUAUCAGGACAAACCUGCAGUAUGGAGGAACCGCGCAAAACACACCGAGAUGAUUUGGUUCUGUUUGUAAAUGGAAAAAAGAUCAUUGAACAUAAUGCUGAGCCAGAGAUGACCCUGUUGACCUUUCUCAGGAGAAAGUUGGGUUUAAAAGGGACUAAACUGGGAUGCGCUGAAGGUGGAUGUGGUGCCUGUACGGUGAUGGUGUCCAAAUUCCACCCACAACAUCACAAUAUUGUUCACCAGGCUGUUAAUGCAUGUCUGGCACCGUUAUGCUCAUUGCACCACUGCGCAGUCACUACAGUGGAAGGAAUCGGCAGCGUAGCCAGUAAACUUCAUCCUGUUCAGGAACGGAUUGCUAAGGCUCACGGAUCUCAGUGCGGUUUCUGCACUCCGGGACUUGUCAUGUCCAUGUAUGCCCUCCUGAGGAACAGCGCCCAGCCUACAAUGCAGGACAUCGAGGAGGCCUUUCAAGGUAAUCUGUGUCGUUGCACUGGGUAUCGACCUAUACUGGAGGCCUACAAGACCUUCACCAAGGGCGGAGGAUGCUGUGGAGCAAAAGGAAAAUCCAAAGACUGCUGUUUGAACAGUGAAGACACAACGGAGCAGGGAGAUUGGGGACAACAACUGUUUGACCCAUCAGAAUUUAUGCCACUGGAUCCAACACAGGAAAUCAUCUUCCCUCCAGAACUGAUGAGUCUUUAUAAGACCCCGCGACGUCAGCUGAGAUUUCAUGGUGAAAGAGUUUUAUGGAUUCAGCCCAGUUCUCUGGAAGAACUUCUGGAGCUAAAGUCAUCGUAUCCUUCAGCCAAGCUGGUGGUGGGGAACACUGAAGUUGGUAUUGAGAUGAAAUUUAAAAACCUCCUGUACCCUGUGAUUUUGGCACCAGCCUACAUCCAAGAACUCAACACCAUCCAGUACACAGAGACUGGGAUCGAGUUUGGUGCGUCUGUGACACUGACUGCGUUGAAGGAGGUGCUGAGUGCGGCGGUGAAGAAGCUCCCCAGCUACCAAACAGAGGUUUUCCAGGCCGUACUGGAGCAGCUGCACUGGUUCGCAGGACAACAGAUUCGAAAUGUUGCAGCUAUUGGUGGAAAUAUUAUCACAGCAAGUCCUAUCUCAGACCUUAACCCUGUGUUCAUGGCUGUGGGUUCUAAGCUAACUCUAACGUCCAAAGAGGGCAAACGUGUGCUUGAGAUGGACGACAAGUUCUUCCCCGGUUACAGGAAAACUGCUUUAAAACCAGAUGAACUUCUGUUGUCUAUUGAGAUUCCAUAUACGAAAAAGGGCCAGUAUUUCUCAGCCUUUAAGCAAUCACUUCGCAAAGAGGACGACAUCGCCAUUGUCACGUGUGGGAUGAACGCGGUGUUUGAGGAGGGGAGCAGCGUGGUGCAGGACAUCCGACUCAGUUACGGCGGAAUGGCGCCCACCACUGUUCUCGCAAAAACGACAUGCCAGAGACUAAUUGGCAGACAGUGGAACGAGGAGCUGAUGCAGGAUGCGUGCUCUUCCUUGGCUGAAGAGAUGACCCUGUCUCCGUCCGCGCCGGGUGGCAUGGUGACAUAUAGACGCACACUGACGAUCAGUCUGUUCUUCAAGUUCUACCUCACCGUCCAGCACAAACUGGCUCAGGAGUACGUCUUUGUACAGGAUGUCAGACCAGAUUUUGCCAGUGCUAUCGAAAACUAUCACCAGGACUCACCGUGCAGUGUUCAACUGUACCAGGCGGUCCCUCCUGGUCAGAGCCCAGAUGAUGUGGUGGGUCGACCUGUAAUGCACCUGUCUGCUCUGAAGCAGGCCACCGGAGAGGCCGUGUACUGUGACGAUAUUCCUCACUAUGAGAACGAGCUCUAUUUGGCCCUCGUCACCAGCACUAAAGCUCAUGCUUUUAUUAAAUCUAUUGAUAUUGAUGAUGCCAUGGCACUUCCAGGAGUGGUUACAUUUGUCUCUGCCAAGGACAUUCCUGGCAGCAAUAAGACCGGCCCGGCUGUGUAUGACGAGACUGUCUAUGCUGAUGAUAAGGUCACAUGUGUGGGUCAUAUCGUGGGAGCCGUUGUAGCAGACACACAAGUCCACGCCCAGAGGGCGGCCAAAGCUGUGAAGAUCUCAUAUGAAGAAUGUCAACCUGUUAUUGUCACCAUACAGGACGCCAUUGCCAAUCAGUCAUUCUUCCAGCCAGUGAGAACAAUAGAGCGAGGAGAUCUUACGCAGGGCUUCCAGGAGUCUGAUAGCGUCCUACAAGGUGAAAUUCACAUGGGUGGACAGGAACAUUUUUACUUGGAGACAAACUGCACGCUCGCUGUCCCUAAGGGAGAGGACGGAGAAAUGGAGCUGUUUGUGUCCACGCAGUCGGCCAGCAAAACACAAAGUCUUGUGGCCAAAGCGUUAGGAGUACCAGCCAGUCACAUCGUGUGUCGAGUAAAGAGAAUGGGAGGAGGAUUUGGAGGGAAAGAGUGCCGCAGCACCAUGCUCUCAACAGCCGUGGCUGUCGCUGCUCACAAAGUCAGGAGACCAGUCCGUUGCAUGUUAGACCGUGAUGAGGACAUGCUGGUUACUGGAGGUCGACACCCAUUCUUUGGAAGAUACAAGGUUGGAUUCAAGAAGAACGGAAAAGUUAUGGCUCUGGAUGUGACCUACUACAGCAACGCGGGAAAUUCCCUGGAUCUCUCCCUGUCUAUUAUGGAAAGAGCACUAUUUCAUAUGGACAACUGCUACAACAUACCUCACAUUCGUGGCACUGGUUACAUGUGUAAAACUAAUCUGCCCUCCAAUUCUGCAUUUCGGGGCUUUGGUGGGCCUCAGGGAAUGAUGGUAGCAGAGAGCUGGAUAAGUGACGUCGCUCUAUCUUGUGGCCUCCCUGCUGAACAGGUGAGGAAGAUGAAUCUGUAUAAAGAGGGAGACUACACCCCCUUUAACCAGUGUCUGGACCAGUUUACCAUACAGCGCUGCUGGGAUGAGUGCAUGACCAUUUCAGACUUCCACCAGUGGAAGGCCAAGGUGAAACAGUAUAAUGAGCAGAAUCGCUGGACCAAAAGAGGGUUGUCCAUCAUUCCUACCAAGUUCGGCAUCAGCUUCACUGCAGUCUUCCUCAAUCAGGCAGGAGCACUGGUUCAUAUCUAUACAGAUGGUUCAGUCCUUCUUACCCAUGGAGGAACAGAGAUGGGACAAGGCCUGCACACCAAAAUGGUUCAGGUCGCCAGCCGAACUCUGGGAAUCCCCAACACGAAGAUUCACAUCAGCGAGACCAGCACUAACACGGUCGCAAACACAAGCCCUACUGCUGCAUCGGCUUCAUCAGACCUCAAUGGCAUGGCUGUCUAUAAUGCAUGUCAGACGCUGCUGCAAAGACUCGAGCCAUACAAAGCCAAAAACCCGAAGGGAACCUGGGAGGACUGGGUGACGGCAGCGUACUUUGACAGGGUGAACUUAUCAGCCAAUGGGUUUUAUAGGACCCCAAAUAUUGGCUACGACUAUAAAACUAAUUCUGGUCGCCCAUUUAACUAUUUCUCUUACGGCGUGGCGGCCUCAGUGGUGGAGAUCGACUGCUUGACUGGCAGACACAAGAACCUGCACACUUCAGUUGUUAUGGACGUGGGCAAAAGUCUGAACCCAGCGCUGGACAUCGGUCAGGUGGAGGGUGCGUUCAUGCAGGGCGUGGGUCUUUUCACACUUGAAGAGUUGCGCUACUCUCCAGAAGGUUUCCUCUACACCCGUGGACCUGGGAUGUAUAAGAUUCCUGCUUUUGGAGAUAUUCCAACUGAACUUAAAGUCUCGCUACUUAGAGAUUCCCCAAAUGAGAGGGCUAUCUUCUCCUCCAAGGCGGUUGGUGAGCCCCCGCUCUUCCUGGCAGCGUCGGUCUUCUAUGCUAUAAAAGAUGCCAUCACAGCUGCCAGGGCGGAGUCUGGCCUUACAGGAGCCUUUAGACUGGACAGCCCUGCUACACCCGAGAGAAUACGCAACGCUUGUGAGGACAGAUUCACCAAACUCUGUCCUCCUUCAGAGCCGGGAACUUACACACCGUGGGAUGUCAAGGUUUAAGACACAGAAGUCCUAAAUGUGUGGUGCUUACUGCUGAACAUUCAGUGCCUCUUACUGCUCAUAUCUAAAUCCAAAGACUCUUGUUCUGUACAAUUACUGAUGACCAAAAUUGAUUCGAAUAUUCAUUAAAAUCAUAUGACUUUG
Messenger RNA from Clarias gariepinus (North African catfish), 4339 nucleotides. It is a transcript of the gene xdh, whose product is annotated as xanthine dehydrogenase. Bases 182 to 4195 code for a protein of 1337 amino acids. The transcript has 36 exons. The record is from RefSeq and is a predicted model, not a curated record. Gene Ontology annotation, molecular function: molybdopterin cofactor binding; 2 iron, 2 sulfur cluster binding; xanthine dehydrogenase activity. NCBI's taxonomy places the organism in Eukaryota, Metazoa, Chordata, Actinopteri, Siluriformes, Clariidae.